CAAAUUACAAAUGGGAGGAAAAGCUUGGUCUUUGAGAGGUGAAAGGAACCGAACAACAAUGGAAGGGAGGCGAGUGAGAAGGUUCAGACCAAGAUCUCAACCUCACACUCAUCGCAGUCUUCUACCCCUUCACUCCCCCGCAAACUCAUCUCCGCCGCCUCCUCCUCCCUCGACCACCGUCUCCUGCUGCUACUGCGACUUCAAAUUCUGGGCUUUCAACCAACCCCUCUUCCAUUUCGGCAAGACCCAUUGCCGGAUUCUCAGGGCUUGGUUCUCCGUCGGUGUCGGAUUCGGUUUAACCUUGCUCUUCUCCGCCUCCCUCCUCCUCAUAUGGGAGCUCGGCAGAGCUCUCAAUCUCUUCCAUGGAAGCUUCUUCGUCGACUUGGCAGCGAGAUUUUUCUCCUCCUUCGGCACCUCAAUCGCCGACGCAGCCUAUGUUAUCACCGCCACCGUGAUUUCAGUCGCUGUCCACGAACUGGGUCAUGCUCUCGCGGCCGCAAGUGAGUGCCUGCAAAUGGAGUAUGUUGCUGUGUUCGUUGCGUUUCUGUUUCCCGGUGCUCUGGUGGCUUUCGAUUCGGAGUCUCUGCAACAGUUGCCUUGUUUUGCUGCUCUUCGGAUUUAUUGUGCUGGAAUUUGGCACAAUGCAGUGUGUUGUGCGGCUUGUGGGUUCGCCUUACUACUCCUGCCCUUCAUCUUGUUUCCGUUUUACGUACAUGGUGACAGCCCCAUGGUUUUGGGUGUACCUUCUACGUCGCCUUUGUCCGGUUACUUGUCACCUGGUGAUGUGAUUGUGUCGGUGGAUGGUGUACCUAUCCAUAAUGUCCAAGAAUGGAUGGAGAUGACAUCUCUGAUAAAUCAAUUGGCACUUGGAGAUAGAAACCAUUCCGUAGAUGUCCCAGGCUUUGGGACAGCCAAUGGAAGGAAGGGGUACUGUGUGCCUAAUUCUAUGAUGGAAGAAAGCAAGCAGAUUAUCAUAGCUGAUAACCAGUCUUCUUGUCCCAAUGAUCUUACUGCAUUUACAACUGUUCCCUGUGCUUAUGCAAGCAUGUUAGGUGAUGAUCAUCCAAUUAGAAUUGAGAAAGCCCACUGCUUGAAUGCCAAGGAUGUGAUCAAACUUAAUAAGUGCGGUGAUGGAUGGGCGGUGAUUAUAACAAAUGGCAGCAACUGCAUAUGUUCAGAGGACGAGUCCUGCUCAAGUCCAAUUCCAAUUCCAGGCUUGGUAUGGGUUGAGGUCACAUAUUCAAGGCCCUAUUCUCUGGAAUGCUUGCGAGUUAAAAGAAAAUCUUUUGUGGAUUCAAGAACAUCUGAAGGCAUGGAAUCUAACUGUGGCGGGACUUUUGUGUUUGUUGGGGACAUUAUCUUCAUGGCACGCUCAGUUCAGUUAACUGCAUAUCGACCUCGCUGGGCAUUUCCCUUGGUUACAUAUCUUCCAAAUGUACUAGAGAGGAUUUUGAUAUGCACAUUCCAAGUCUCUCUAACACUUGCCCUUCUCAACAGUUUGCCCGUGUACUUUCUGGAUGGAGAAUCUAUUUUAGAGUCGACUCUUUGUCACUUCGCUUUUCUGUGCCAAAGGAAGAGAAGGAAAGUUCUUCAAGUUUGCCUUUUGAUGGGAACACUCGUUUCAGUCCUAGCCUUCUUUAGGAUCGCUUUGUAUACUUUGUAAGCCAUAGUGACCCUUGGCCUUAGAGAAAGCACGGAGAAGCUCAAAAUCCCUGAAGUUGCUGCAUGUCCAUUUCAAUGGCAUUAUCGAUAUAGAGAGCAAAACACAUUUUCUCUGAUGCCUCACACUUUACCUAGAAAGGUUGUGCAGGCUAUGAGAAACAAGUUACUGAAGCUGAGCCUUUCCUGAUGAAUAGUGAGCGGGGGGGCAUCAAACCAUCGGCUAGCCUUGGUAUUCCACUCUAAAACUGAUAGCCGCACUUGUUCCAUAAAAUCCGUAAGUUAUGUAGUCUAGAAGAUAGAUCAAGGUUACUCGGAGGAUUUAACUUGUUCAACCGUCUGUGGGAUCCUCAAUAGAACGAAGAAACGCUGGUGCGUUUGUCAUUUUAUCUGGGAACAACCCAGUUCAGUUUUGGUGGCUUACGAUCAAUUUGUACACAUAGAUCGUAAAACGAUUUAAGCUUACUGGUUUUCAUUUUUCUGGAACAAUAUAAUGAAGAACCUUGUUUGUACAUUCUGGUUGCUUCCAAUAAAAUCCCAAAUUUUAUCUGA
Messenger RNA from Pyrus x bretschneideri (Chinese white pear), 2211 nucleotides. Its product is annotated as membrane-bound transcription factor site-2 protease homolog. Gene Ontology annotation, cellular component: cytoplasm; membrane. Gene Ontology annotation, molecular function: protein binding; metalloendopeptidase activity. Gene Ontology annotation, biological process: regulation of response to endoplasmic reticulum stress; membrane protein intracellular domain proteolysis. The record is from RefSeq and is a predicted model, not a curated record. NCBI's taxonomy places the organism in Eukaryota, Viridiplantae, Streptophyta, Magnoliopsida, Rosales, Rosaceae.